CCUGCAUUCCCAAGCAAAUAUAAUUUCAUACUACCACUAACUUCACCAUGUCCGACCUCAUCCACGGCCUGGAAGUGGCCAAGCACAAAUCCCGCGAGUCAUGCUGGGUCAUCGUGCAAGGUAAGGUCUACGAUGUGACAGAAUACCUCGACAAGCACCCAGGCGGCUCAACGAUCCUGCUACAAUAUGGCGGAAAGGACGCCACAAGCAUAUAUGAAGCCAACCACCCCGAAGGCACGAUCGAGAAGCAUCUGCCCAAAGAGAAGCACUUAGGCCCCGUCGACCCAGCCACAGUGUCAACGCCCAAGAAUCCCCAAGUUACACGGGACUUGGACAAGACUCCCGUUAUUCCUCUCUCGCACUGUUUGAACCUGGACGAUAUAGAGAAGGCCGCCGAACGUCUCAUCAAACACAGCGCCUGGGUAUAUUUCCACUCAGCGGCGGACAGUCUAGGCGCACUCGAGAACAACCGCGAUGACUGGAAGAAAAUCACCCUUCGACCACGCAUCAUGCGUAACGUGCACCGCGUGAACAUGCAACGCACGAUGCUCGGCCAAAAGUCUCGACUACCAUUCUUUAUCGCGCCAGCCGCCCGGGCCGGCCUCGUCCACGAAGACGGUGAACUAUGUCUAGCCCGUGGCGCCGCCAGAGCCGGCAUCCACUACUGCCCCAGCACGCACUCGACAAUACCGCACGCCGAUUUGGCCAAGUGCGCCGCCGAGAUCCGCGGAUCCAGCGAGUACGGCGCUCAAUUCUUCCAACUGUACGUCGCGCACGAGAGGUCACUGACGCUCGAACGUAUCGCCACGGCGCGGAACAACGGGUACAAAGCGCUGUUCAUAACGGUCGACAGUCCUGUCGUCGGCAAGCGCGAAGAAGAUGAGAGGUACCGCGCGGAGCUGGCCACAGCCUCGGGAGACGAUUCGGUCCUGACAGAAUGGUACCGCCCAUCGACCAGCGAAGACGGGCCACCACUGCGUGGCCACCACUCAUCUACCCUCAACUGGGAUGAUUUACCGUGGAUUCGAGAAGCGUGGGGGAACGCCGGCCCCAUUGCCCUGAAGGGCAUCCAGACGGCCGAGGAUGCGGCGCUGGCGGUGGAAUACGGCAUCGACGCAAUAUACCUGAGCAACCACGGCGGACGGCAGUGCGACGACGCACCCAGCGCCAUCCGCACGCUGCUGGAGAUUCGCAAGUUCUAUCCCAAUAUCCUCGGCAAGGUAGAGAUAUACCUCGAUGGAUGGGUGCGACGGGGCGCCGACGUCAUCAAGGCUCUGUGUCUUGGUGCCAACGGUGUCUCGCUCGGCAGACCAUUCAUGUAUGGCGUAUCCAUGGGUGAUGAAGGUGUGAUGAAAGUCAUACAAUGUAAGUUCUCGACGCAAUGUCGACCUCGGAGAAGAGCAACGCUAACCGCACCAUCUCAGUGUUGAGCGAAGAAAUCGAAACA
Messenger RNA from Exophiala viscosa, 1447 nucleotides. Its product is annotated as FMN-dependent dehydrogenase-domain-containing protein. The transcript has a single exon. Gene Ontology annotation, molecular function: heme binding; oxidoreductase activity. Bases 48 to 1430 code for a protein of 460 amino acids. The record is from RefSeq and is a predicted model, not a curated record. NCBI's taxonomy places the organism in Eukaryota, Fungi, Ascomycota, Eurotiomycetes, Chaetothyriales, Herpotrichiellaceae.